AUGGCCCUCAAUCUUCGUAAAAACCACCCGCUAUUCAAAACCAUUAACGAUGCCCUUAUUGACCUCCCCACACCAUCAAACAUCUCAGCUUGAUGAAACUUCGGGUCACUACUAGGCAUCUGCCUAAUCACACAAAUCAUCACCGGCCUGCUACUAGCCACUCACUACACAGCAGACACCUCCCUAGCCUUUAAUUCAGUCGCUCACAUAUGCCGAAACGUACAGUUCGGCUGACUAAUCCGGAACCUCCACGCAAACGGAGCUUCCUUCUUCUUCAUCUGCAUCUACCUACACAUCGGCCGAGGGUUCUACUACGGCUCCUACCUAAACAAAGAGACCUGAAACGUCGGAGUUAUCCUACUCCUGGCCCUAAUAGCAACCGCCUUUGUAGGGUACGUCCUCCCCUGAGGACAAAUGUCAUUCUGAGGGGCUACGGUAAUCACCAACCUAUUCUCAGCAAUUCCGUACAUCGGCCAAACACUAGUAGAGUGAGCCUGAGGUGGUUUCUCAGUAGACAACCCCACACUCACCCGAUUCUUUGCCCUCCACUUCCUCCUCCCCUUCGUCAUCGUAGGCAUUACACUAGUCCACCUCACAUUCCUACACGAAACAGGCUCAAACAACCCCCUAGGAAUCCCCGCAGACUGCGACAAAAUUCCAUUCCACCCAUACUACUCUACAAAAGAUAUUCUAGGAUUCGCACUCAUGCUCAUCCUCCUCGUAGCCCUAGCCCUAUUCUCCCCUAAUCUCCUAGGAGACCCAGAAAACUUCACGCCAGCUAACCCACUAGCCACGCCCCCACACAUCAAACCCGAAUGAUACUUCCUAUUCGCAUAUGCCAUCCUACGUUCCAUCCCAAACAAACUAGGAGGCGUACUAGCACUGGCCGCAUCCGUCCUAGUUCUAUUCUUAGUACCACUACUCCACACAUCUAAACAACGCUCACUAACCUUCCGACCCAUCUCACAAAUCCUGUUCUGAGCACUAGUAGCCAACCUACUCGUCCUAACCUGAGUAGGGAGCCAACCAGUCGAACACCCAUUCAUCAUCAUCGGCCAAUUAGCCUCCCUCUCCUACUUCACAAUCAUUCUCAUCCUCUUCCCACUUGCAGCUGUACUAGAGAACAAAAUACUAAAUCUCUAA
Molecule: messenger RNA, 1143 nt
Organism: Ficedula albicollis (Collared flycatcher)
Lineage: Eukaryota; Metazoa; Chordata; Aves; Passeriformes; Muscicapidae
Source: the annotation of a RefSeq genome assembly